CAUGUUUUUGGAUACAGUGCAACACUUUAGGAAGUGGAGGUCUUCUGGCUGCAGAACUUUGGCAUCAGGCCAUGAUAAGGUUACCUGUGAAUGCCACUUUGAUUACUUUUCAGCAUUUCUGAUAUAUUGGAAUUCUUUUCAGGCUGCUGCAGAUUUAGAAGACACUGCUGUACCAACGUCUGUGACAUUCAUUUCUCUCACUGGCACUAUUAUUUCUGGAGUUUUCAUAGCAAUUGUUAUUGUUAUGCAUACUUCACACAGGAAGGACAAGACGGACCACUCCAUUGUAAUUCACAACCAACUGUUUUGUGCUUUGUUCUUGCUGGACGUGUCAUUUUUACUGAAUGAGUGGCUGACCACAUUUAGAAACGACAUACUUUGCAAGACAGCUGCUCUCACCACUCACUAUGCAAUAUUGUGCUGCUUGAGCUGGAUGUUGAUGGAGGCCAUUCACCUCUACCUGGUGAAUGGUAAAGUCUUCAGUAACUACAUCAGGCAUUACAUCCUCCGAUUGUGCAUGAUCAGCUGGGGAGUUCCAUUGAUUGUGGUCAUUAUAAUUGCUAGCCUUGACAAAUAUGGCACAUUUCCUAAUAUAUUUCAGGACAAGAAAAGGACAUCUUUUAUAUGCUGGAUAAAGGAUCCUGUAGUGCAUUAUGUCACCGUUUUUGGUUAUUUUGGUGUUAUCUUCAUAUUUAAUGUCAUAAUAUUGGUGGCUGUAAGCAAAAAUAUCAUACAGAUGAAGAGACAUCAAAUUCAUGAUAGACAGACUGCUUCCAGAAAUGCAUGUGCAGUGCUGAGUCUGAUCUGCUUAGUGGGACUGACAUGGGGAGUGCUGUUCUUUUUCUUUGGAACAGUACACGUGGCCGUGCAUUAUAUAUUCAGUAUACUAAAUGCAUUACAAGGGUUCUUCAUUUUCGUCUGGUAUUGCAGCACAAAGAAAUCCGUACUGAAAUCCUGGAUUUCAAGAUCAAGGCAGAAAAUUAAUAGAAAUGAAAAUGUCAUACCUGAUGCUACAUAAGAAAUGAAUGACCCUUUCCACUCUACAGGAAGAAAGCUGGUUUUGACAUCACUGUAUUCCGAUGGUGAAUUUUAUAGAUGCCAAAGUUUAUCAUAUACAUGUUAAAAUAUUGCAAAACCAUUAUUAAUUUGUCUUGUUUGUUUACCCAAAAUAUUCUCUAUACAAGAAAUACAUUUGUAUCCAGUGUAUGAUUUUAAUUGCAUCAGUCACAGUAUCUAUUUGAUAUCUGGAUAUCUGUUUUCUUUCAUUCCUGUCUGUCUGUAAUAAUUAAAAGUUAAGUAUUUUAAAGUAUGAUGUGAUUAUAGCAUAGAAAAUUAAUUCCUCCAAAAUGUUUGUGGCGGCUAGAUGAAGCCUUAGCUGCAAUCCAGAUGACUUGAGUUUGAUUAGUGAGCCAGGCACUGGAAAAGUCAGGUUAAGAGGGUGAGAAUAAAGACCAUAUGACUUUGAGAUGUUUUUUUUUUUUUUUUUUUUUUUUUAUUGUAUUUUGGAGGGGAUUUAGGGAUUUAUGUAUGUUGUGGAGGUGGCUUGGAUUCACUUGCGAACAUUUUUGUGCCAAUUGUAACUGAUGGACUGUUCAUUUUCAAGCCCGUAUCAUGAAAACCAGCUUGAAAUAACUUAG
This is a messenger RNA of Protopterus annectens (West African lungfish), 1637 nucleotides long. Its product is annotated as adhesion G-protein coupled receptor G2-like. Gene Ontology annotation, molecular function: G protein-coupled receptor activity. Bases 2 to 1018 code for a protein of 338 amino acids. Gene Ontology annotation, cellular component: membrane. The transcript has 7 exons. Gene Ontology annotation, biological process: adenylate cyclase-activating G protein-coupled receptor signaling pathway; cell surface receptor signaling pathway. The record is from RefSeq and is a predicted model, not a curated record. Lineage: Eukaryota; Metazoa; Chordata; Ceratodontiformes; Protopteridae.